This is a messenger RNA of Mycena citricolor, 2678 nucleotides long. The record is from the annotation of a GenBank genome assembly. NCBI's taxonomy places the organism in Eukaryota, Fungi, Basidiomycota, Agaricomycetes, Agaricales, Mycenaceae.
AUGGACCGUCCACCCCUGCCUUCGGCCAACCCGUCUUACGGUGACCCCACCUCCACUCUUCCUCAGCACUUUGACAACGACGAGUACGAUGAUGACGACGAAUAUGUGGAGAAGCAACCUCUCGCUGGCGGAGAUUUCGUCGGUGGCCUGUAUCCUCCUGGCCCUAUUGAUCCCAACGCGUACGGCGACCCCUACGCUCGCCCUGCCUCUGUUGUCUCUACUUCUACCAAUGGGUUGAGAGUCAAACUGACGAACGGCAAGUUCAUCGCCGAGUACAAUGUCCCCACCGCGGUGCACAGCGCCAUUGAGCCUCAAUACCGUCAGACGAACACGACGGAGUUCUCCCACAUGCGAUACACUGCAUCGACCGACGAUCCGGACGAUUUCACGGAGGCAAAUGGCUACUCGCUGCGCACCAAAAUGUACAAUCGCCAGACCGAGAUUCUGAUCGCUGUCACCUCCUACAAUGAAGACAAGACUCUUUACGCUCGCACCCUGCAUGGCGUCAUGUUGAACAUCCGCGACAUUUGCAGAACGAAACAGUCCAAGUUCUGGCGUCGGCAAGCCGAGGAGGGUAACCCUGGAUGGCAGAAAAUCACCGUGGCUCUGAUCGUUGACGGUUUGGAACCUAUGGACAAGUCCGUCCUCGAUAUCCUCGCUACCGUUGGCGUGUACCAGGAUGGUGUCAUGAAGAAGGAUGUCGAUGGCAAACAGACUGUUGCUCACAUCUUCGAGUACACAACCCAGCUUUCCAUCGACGCCACACCCCAGCUUGUUCUGCCGCAACCUGGGGAUGCGAACAACCUUGUCCCCGUCCAGAUCAUUUUCGUUCUGAAGGCGAAGAAUCAAAAGAAGAUUAACUCCCACCGAUGGCUAUUCAAUGCUAUCGGAAAGAUGCUCGUGCCAGAGACAUGUGUGCUGAUCGAUGCGGGAACCAAGCCCGGACACAAGUCAAUCUAUUACCUUUGGGAGGCGUUCUAUAACGACCCUAACCUUGGCGGUUGCUGCGGAGAGAUUCAUGCCAUGAUCAAGGGUGGAAGGAAGCUCCUGAACCCUCUAGUCGCGGCUCAGAACUUCGAGUACAAGAUGAGUAACAUCUUGGACAAGCCACUGGAAAGCAGUUUCGGAUAUGUGUCCGUGCUUCCUGGUGCCUUCUCCGCUUAUCGUUAUCGGGCCAUUCUUGGACGACCGCUUGAGCAAUACUUCCAUGGAGAUCAUUCAUUGGCAGAUCGUCUCGGACCCAAGGGUAUCUAUGGAAUGAAUAUCUUCACGAAGAACAUGUUCUUGGCCGAGGAUCGUAUUCUGUGCUUUGAGCUCGUCGCCAAGGCCGGCGAUCGCUGGGUUCUCACCUAUGUCAAACCCAGCAAAGCGGAAACCGAUGUUCCGGAGCAAGCGGUGGAAUUGAUCGGUCAACGCCGUCGUUGGCUCAACGGAUCUUUCGCGGCUUCCGUGUACUCCCUCGUCAACUUCUUCGCUUUCUACAGGACUGGCCAUGGGAUCAUCCGGAUGUUCUUCCUCCAUCUGCAGGCUCUCUACAACGUUUUCAACCUCCUCUUCACUUGGUUCCAACUCGCCAACCUGUGGCUUACGUUCAGUAUCAUUAUCGAUCUUCUCCCGACUCAGAGCAUCAUCAUCUUUGGAACGGCCAGUGUCACCCACUGGGUCAAUAACGGUUUCAAGUGGCUCUACUUGUCCUUCCUUGCGUUGCAGUUCGUGCUCGCGCUGGGUAAUAGGCCAAAGGGUGAACGGGCAGCAUAUACUAUCACCCUCUGGGUGUAUGCCUUCCUUGCGCUGUACUUGCUCAUCUGCUCCUUCUGGUUGACUGGCAAGGCCUUUGCGGCCAUCCCGAAAGAAUUGCAAAACAAGACGUCUGCUCAGGUCAUUGCGACGUUCUUCAAGCCGCCCGUUGGUGCUUUGAUUGCUGCGAUGGUGUCCACGUUUGGAAUCUAUUGUGCUGCGUCUUUCCUCUACCGCGAUCCUUGGCAUCUGUUCACGUCCUUCCUUCCGUACCUUUUGCUGGCCCCGAGUUUCAUCAACGUCCUCAACGUCUAUGCGUUCUGUAACUUGCACGAUGUCUCGUGGGGUACCAAAGGAAGCGACAAAGCUGAGGUCUUGCCGUCUGUGAACUCCAAAAAGCAAGACUCGGAGACGGCGAUUGUGGAGGACACGGUCCACAAGCCCGAGGAUGUCGAUGCCGCCUUCAAAGAGACGGUUACGCGAGCGAUUACCAAGGUUGACACGGUGGAGGCCGUUGAAAAACCUACCAUGGAUGACGAAAAUAAAACAUUCCGGACGCGUCUUGUUGCUGCGUGGAUGUUGUCGAAUGCGGCGCUCGCGAUUGCCGUAGAAAACCUGAACGGGCUGGCCAGCUCUAGUGAAGCGGCGAACGAGCAGGCUCUGCAGAAGAAGCAGAACAUCUACUUCUCUAUCAUCCUCUACUCGACUUUCUUCCUGUCGCUCGUGCGGUUCAUUGGAUGCUUGUUUUACUUCUUCAAGCGCAAUCUCUUCCGUUGCUGCAGGCGGAAUUAGUUAGGCUUGGCCCGGCUAUUAGUUACUACUCAAUUGUUUUCUUGCUCACACAACCUCGGACAACGUUUUCUAGCAGAUAUUUGAGGAUAAAUACCAUCCAUUGCUGUCGUGCUACAUGUUUGUAUAAACAAUAUUAUCGUUCACAUCAA